Messenger RNA from Phlebotomus papatasi, 15924 nucleotides. It is a transcript of the gene tweek, whose product is annotated as bridge-like lipid transfer protein family member 1. Gene Ontology annotation, biological process: synaptic vesicle endocytosis. The transcript is spliced from 19 exons. NCBI's taxonomy places the organism in Eukaryota, Metazoa, Arthropoda, Insecta, Diptera, Psychodidae. The record is from RefSeq and is a predicted model, not a curated record. The coding region runs from base 511 to 15747 and encodes 5078 amino acids.
CACGCAUCCACUACCACCAAAAGACAGUGUCAUGUACAAGAAAAGUUGAAAAGAAGUUUUUGUGUAAUGUGUAGUAAAUACAGUGAAUUAUGCUCAGAAUUGUGAUGUUUAUGACGUAAAUAUAAUAUAUUUCAAUUGUGAAAUCAUCAAACUAUAUUAUAAAGUGAAAUACUGGAAGUUAAUCUUAAAGAUUUUGUUGAAAGUAUUGAAAAAUUUUCUUGAUAGAGGAUAGUGACGCCAUUGCAAAUGGCUCGUCGCAGAAACUCAUUAUUAUCGUUGAAAAUUGAUAAGAUUGCAGAGAAAGAAAUUUUUUUCCGCAUUACUUACUCCAAAUGUGAAUGGUGAUGUUCAAAUACUAAAAUUAAUGUGCAAUAAAAGGUGUAAAAUGAAUGGUAUAAAACCAUGAUAUAUUGGUCGCAUUGAUUUUUUUGGGGCGUCACAUUGUAGAGGUGCUGACAGUCUACUAUACUUCCACUGCAGCUGUAUAUUUGCGUAGAAUUUCCAGCGAAAAUGGAUGCACAAACCCAAGUACCAGAUUUUCUGGGUAUUCCACUGGCCGCCCAGUGGAAUUAUACACAGCAUGUUACCUUGGAGAACCUUAAAAUGGACUCAAACAUGGUGUGGCUUCUAUGUUCCUUGCUCACAUCCAUCUGCUGGGUGAUCUACAUCACUUUCUACAAUUCCCGUGUGGUGGGGUAUUUCAUUACGAAAAUGGCAAAUAGAUUGUUCAUCAAGGGUGCAUAUUUCCGUAUUGGAUCGCUUACACUUAAUCCUCUGGCUGGAAAAAUCAUGUUCCGGGAUCUCGUGUAUAUCUGCUUUGAUUACACAAUUCGCAUUCAGGACGGAUAUUUUAUCUUUAGAUGGUGGAGAGCUUAUGUGCCCAAGGAUGUAUCGGAGGAUCUCUCCCAUUCGGACACACGCCUAUCUGUUAUGUUGAAUGGUCUAGAAUUACAUGUCUAUAAUCGUUGUGAUCUCUAUUCGAAAUUGGAGAAGACGUUUGGGCUCAAACCUACUAUCCUAAUACCGACGGAAAAUAUGUCAAAUGACGAAGCGAGUCGGAUUAAUGAGCAGGCGAUGAACGUACAGAAUUUAUCAGCUAGUAGUGCAGAUGUUGCCGAGGAGUUUACUAAUACGAGACAAAGGCAAAAGAAACCACGACCCGAAGCCAUGACAGCGACAACCUGGCGAGAUUUAAUACCUGUGAUCAAAAUUGACAUAUGCUCGAGUCGUUUUGUUUUUGGAAACCGUCUAACGCCCACCACCCUCUCAAUUUGCGUAGAAGAGGCUCACUGUGUAUAUAGCACAAAACCAGCCGUAUCUAGACUGGAUCACUUUAUGCACUUUGUCAAAGCAAAAGCAGAAAAUGCCAAAGUUCUUCUAGCACCUAGCCCUAAAUACACUGGUCUUGUAGAUGAACCACCAAGAUACAUGGGGGAAGGUUUUGUUGUAAUGAUGUCAAAUCUUCUGGAAUUGUAUUUCUAUAUGGAUGAAGCUGGAGUGGUUCCUGAACAGCCUGUCUUAUUAACAUUAGCAAAUGGUGAUGUGGUCGAAGCAGCGCCGCCAAUGUGGGGUAUUGAUAUUAAGUGUGGCAAAGGAACGGAUUUCAGUUAUGGACCAUGGGCCGAUCGACAAAGGGAUCAUCUGUUUAAGUUCUUUUUUCCACCAGAUUGGCAGACAAUGCAAGUUACAUUGCCACCACAACCUGGCGACCGUCGCCAAUAUCAAUCCUUUGAAAUUAGUCUCAGUACUUUGGAUAGGGCUACCAUUGACAUUUUGUUUUCAAAGAACAAAGAAACAAAUGCUGUUCAUGUGAUAACUGGACCUGGAUCCUAUCUAGAAGUUACUCUUCCUUGGUUAACUCUCCAAGAUGGCUUUACUACAAAAGUAACUGGGCAGCUGCUUCAUGUGGAGGCUACAACGAGUCUGCAGUAUCGAAGUCUGGGAGAAUGUGAAACGCUUCAGUUCAAUAUCAAAGUUCAUUAUCCACUUAGAUGGAAUGAUCAUCAGGAAUGGUUAAUUAAUUUGACAGGAUCAAAAGCUACAGCAUAUGUGGUAUACUCUCACAAAGAUUUCUUCCAGGACCUUAUUGAGGACUGGGCAUCGAAGUCACGGCCAGAUAUCUUAUACUUUGUUCCUUACACGUGGAAGUUUUGCAUACUCCUAAAAGAAUUUGAAAUUAUAACACUCAGCAAUGAAUACAAUUGGAUUGAUUGUUCCAGCACGAAUCAGGAAAAUCAUCAUCUGGCUUUCUGUGGAGAUCUCUUUGAUUUGAGUUUCAAUUUGCCCUUUGAUGAUUUUCUACCACCGACAGUUCCUCUCAAAUUCUGGAUUCAUGGUGAGGGACUGGAUUUAAGUAUGUAUUUACCAGAAGUCUCCACGAGUCGACCGAUUCUCAUUGGAUUAGAUGAAAAUGCCAGAAUUCUCACAAGAGAUGGGCAUGUGAAAGAACGAGCAGAUCUUCUGUCAAAAAAGUGGCGAAGGAUAUGUUUAAGAAAUUCUGGAUGGAUUGACUGUUGGACGGUACCUAUUGUUGCAUUAGCAAUUCAAUAUAUUUACCAUCCGAUUCCUCCACUAGGCCCAGAUCCUCAGGCUGAUAUCACAACGCCGGAAAAAGAAGAAAUUCUUUUAAGUCCAAUGCGAAUUCCCAAAAUGGGAAAAUCACCAGUGAUUACGUGGACUCAAAGUGAUCAACGAUUUGAUCCAACAACCUUACCACCAGAUAAAGUGACGGUUGAGCUAGAAAUUGGGUCAUCAGUGUUAUUUGCCUAUGGUGCUGUUUUGAGGAACUUCAUUCAUUUGAAAGAGAAUAUUUUUGGAGAAGAUCAAUCUUUCACGGAUAUGGAAACAUCCAAUAUUAAAAUGUCCAAUACUCCAUCACAAAAUGCUGCACUAGCAAAAGCUACUUUUAUUGCUAAAGACGAUCAGGCUAAAUCUGUGUCGGAAGUGAGUCUUGCUACAGAAGAAAAACCAAAACGUUUCGAUCCUAGGAUAUACAGGCCAUUUGAGGUCACUGUAACUGUCACAAUUCAUGAUAUUCAGGCUCAUUUAAUUAAAAACUGUACGGAAAAUGAUCCUCCAUGUCCCAUAAUACUAAUUGAGAGAUUGGGUUUUGAGAUGACAAAGAAUUUUACAGAGACUCAAUUGCAAGUCCUUGUUAGUCCAUCGUUCCUCAUUAUCCCGGACAAUGUUCCACGCAGUGCUAAAGACAAACAUUUGAAACAAGGUCAUCUUCUGUUAUCAGCAGUGCAAGUGCGUGGUCAUGCUAUGUUUAGCAAUGAAGGUCUAUCACUUAAUGAAGACACACUUGAGUAUGGUUGGCUGCUGGAGGUUCAGCUGGGUAAGUUAUCUGGUAAAUUAACACUUCAACAAUUGUGUCACUUAGUAACAGGGCUUGAGACUUUUCUGAUGCUGGUAAUGGAUUCAGAGAACCAUUUGAGGCCCUCAAAAACUAUUAGAUACUGUCACCACGGUAUUCCUUCUAAUUUGUGUCCGCAAUCCAAAGAAGAUACACGGUACAGAUGCCCAUCUUGUGAAGAUAUUAAAUAUCGAAUGACAAGAGUUGCAAUUGAUGCCACAGAUUUAUAUUUAGUGGAAAGUGGAACAGCUCUACACACGUGGAUAUCACCUAUACGGAUAGCCAUGUGUAAUUUACAUGGGCAACAAGUGAAAUCUGGUACCACCGGCUUGUUACCAACAAUUCUCAUUCGGCAAUUUGUUUCUACUGGGGGUCAUUUCUCUCAUAAUAACGGGAAUUCACACAGUAACACAAAUACAACAGGAAGUGGUCGGUCAUCUAAGCUCCAGGCACACCAUCAAUUCCAGCAAACGCAAUCAGGAAAAGAAGCAGAGAAGAAGGAGGAUUUAAAUGUGCUGUUUAAGAGAGAAGAUCAGUUUAUCAAGAACAAAAAAGAUGUCGAUUAUGGGAUUAAUAGAAGAGAAUCAAAAGAGAAAGAUGAUCUCCACUCUAGUCGAAGGUACAAAGAUUACGAUCAUCAUUACAAACGCGAAAAGGAUGACGCAUUCUCAUCUGUUUAUUCGUCUGUGAGGGAUCGCAAUCGGGAAAUUGAUCAAGAUCCAUGGCUGGAAGUUGGCUGUGUCUCCCUAGGUCCCAUUAUCAUUGAAGCAGCUUCAGCUCUUCCCAUUCCGGAGCACUGUUUACAUUUGGUCCAACACAAGUACUUGAAAGUACAUGAUGAAAAGUCCAAGAGAUUGUGGUUUUUAUGGGGUAUGAAUGUAGAGAAUACAAAAUGUGGCUGUGUUGGCGGUUGCGCCUUCUUUGGAUCCAAUAGAAAUGGUGCGAACUUCUUUAAACCUACUGCUCAAGAUUUGCAUGAUAAUGUGAAUAUUGCCCGAUAUCAUAUACAUUCCAGUCCCAAAGAGUACGGUUUUGGUCAAAGUCUGUUGCAUGAAGGGCAACUGGUGUUUCAUACACCGCCCUACAGUCUUCAGUCUGUAACCCUUCAAGAGUGCUACGACUAUGUUACGAGGCCUAAUCAUCGUGGAUCUCGUCAUGGAGUAGACACAAAAUCCCCUUUGCCUGUUCAAAGGCAAGAAAGUAUCUACGUGACAAAAUCUGAUACUUCACCUAACAGCACUAUGAUAAGAUCUUGUGCAGAAUAUCAUGAGAAAACUCUACCUAAAAUGAAAGAAAAGGGGUCCCCUCUAUCUGGAGAACGAAAAGGCAGAAGGUUUUCUUAUACGAAUUCGAGACAAAAUAUUCAUGAUGUUCCAUAUGCUCGACUACUUGAUACGCCGUCAAAGAGUGGUAGAUCGCGAGAUCAGUGCGAUACACGAAUGGUGCACACGGGGCCGAUUAGGCAGGACUCAACUUCACGCUUGUCAACAGUUACUUCAAGAGGCCUUCAGAUUCCACCACCAAAGACAAGUGCAUCGGAUUCAAGGCUGACUGUGGAUUAUUUCCAACCUGUUGAUGAUUUGGAUUUAUCGAUUGAAAUGUCAUCCUCUGCUCCACCACCUCAGCAUCCACUUCAGUCGGAUUCUGAGCAAUCUCUGAGUCCACAUGUAAUCUCAGAGGAAGCUAUCAAUGGAGAAGUUCAGAGAACGAUUUCUCUAACAUCAGAAAAUCCUUCUGAGGCAUUCUUUUCGGCUGAUGAAGACAUACAUGCAUCACGAAGCUCGAGUCUUAAGACAACUGAUAUUGUUAUGCCAGUAUCAAAGAAAAGAUUUGCAUCUGAUCUCAGUAUUGGAGGGCAGAAUGAUCUUGACAAUAAGUUAUCAACACAUCGCAGUGACUAUGAAAUCAAUACACCUGAACAUAGAAGUUUACCUAAAAGACCACAGAGUACAGCAGAAUUUACCGGAGACGAGAGAAGAAUUCACGGUCUUGCAACACCACUUCGAAAAUUUAGCAAUAUUUCACCAAGACCAGAAUUUCGUCACUUUAAACCAGUGUAUGAUGAGUCUUCCAGUGAUUCCCCCAGUCUAUCCUCAACAUCGUUUAUAUCAGCGUUAUCGUCGCAAGAAGAUAUAACUCUUGUAAAUUUGCAUAUGCAAAUUAAUCGUCCAAUUGUCGAUUCACCACUCCUCAUGGCCAGCUAUGUUACCCAUUUGGCUCAAGUUAGAUGUACAAAUUGGUCACAUUGUUCAUUGCCCUAUGGAGCAGAUGCCUUCUCGACACCUCUAUUUCAACAAACUGAAGAAGGCGGUUUGGUUUACAUUGGCGGUAAGAUGGUGCCACAUUUUGAUACAUGCUCCAAUUGGCGUGAGGUGAGAAUUCUUACAAGAAGUGAUCUUCCAACCAAUUCGAGUCUACCAAGUACUGGAAUGCCAAAAUCCCAUCCGUGGGAUCCAUCAAUUAUGAUUAAAAAUGAUGAACAGGAAAAACAUAAAGAGAGCGAGGAAAAUGAAUUUAUCAGUCCAAUUGGAGGUGAGACAGCAACCAGGAACUCCAUUGUUGUUCGUUUUAAAGGCCAGGCUGAUGUUAUGGUUACUCCAUUAUUACUAGAAGGACUUCAAAGGAUGAUUGAAUCUUUAACACCAACUCUUGCUACACUUCAUCCUCUAACAAUAAUUAAUUAUUUGCAUGGUUCAUGCGUGAGGAAAGUCGAAGCGGCUAAUAUUUUGAAACGUGAUCAAUCACUUAGUUACUGGUCACAAGUUCAUUCAAAUUCAAAGAGAUCAACAGCUGAAAGGAAUCUUCAAGGUCCUGGAGGACCUGUUCUUACCGAUGUUUAUGAAGAGAGUAUCUCAACUCAGUUACAGGGAUUAAUUGUUUUACCGAAAAUAAGUGUCUCUAUGAUACAGAGUUCAGUCGUUGAGGAAGUGAUCUCGUUUGCCGCUUUGGAUAAUGUGCAGGACUUAAGUUGUGCAUCUCUUUUAGUUGUUUGCUUUGACAAUAUUUCCACGCGAUUUCACUUUGCGAAAACAACUAAAGCUUCUAUGCAUACAUUUACACAGCCUACCAUGAGAUCAGGCGGCAUGAAAAAAGGUGGAAUAAUUAGAGGUACUACGAGGGCUUUAUUGGCGCAUUUAUCGUCACAAUCUCGCCCCGAUAGUGUCCCUGGAGAACCUGUAUUAAUUGAGACUUCAGAAAAGCAACUUGAGGAGUUGGUUGUAACUGUGGAUGUCGGAAAAGCUCAUGCACAAUUACGGCGACUAAAGAAUGAAGGUUGUGAUCUUCAAGAGAGUCAAACUAUUGUAACGGCAAUUCCUGCACAUCGUAGUCGAGCCAUGUUUGAGUGUACAAAAUAUCCCGAAGAACCCUCCUUGGAGCCUUUUGGGCUAGGUUUUAUAAUGUUUGAGGGUGGCCUUGAAGGAAUUGGAGUGAAAAUCGUUAAGAGGUCACAAUUUGAAAAAUCCGAAAAUGCCCAGGAUCGUAUGAAAGAGCAAUCAAACGAAUCUGAUAACAAUGUGGAAAUUCAAGCGUCAGUUAAAAAAUCAAAUCAACAAACUUCUGUUGCACCAAUACCUGGUGAUUCCACGCAGAAUACAGGUAAAAUGUGUGAAAAUAUGUCAUCAUCUGGACUAGUGAAAAAGCCUGUAACCCCAAAUCUUAAGCCAAGCACACCCAAGGAGAAGUUUAUAAUUGGAUUAGAUUUCAAUAAGAGUCGCGACAAGGAAAGUGGGAAUAAAGAUAAUGGAAAAAUAGGGCAGGCAUCCCAAGUUAAACAACAGGAGUCAGUGGUAUCGGUAGAUGAGGAUAUGCCAAAGGAAAUAAGUGGAAGUAAACCUCAAUUAUCCCAAAAUACGGGAAAAUUUCAGAGUCUUGUGGCAAAGAAAAAUGAUAAUGGCAAGACAUCCUCAUGCAUUAUCGACCUUAAAACUGUGUGGUUUAAUUUCGCUGCUCCUCCAAGGGUCCCAAUUACACGGAAAAUUGACUAUACGCGGUUAGAUUGGAAUCUCUUGAGCACAGCUUCUCCAGCAAUAACAGCUUGGAUGAAUCCUAGUAAUAGGUUUGCCAUCAAAGUUAUAUCUAUGAUGAGGGCUAUGCAUCAGCGACGAACAGCUGUAACUGCGAGUUUAAUGGCUGAUGGUUUGGAAGUUCAAGGAAUCCAUAGGCCUGUGAAGAGUCGUUACUCAAGAAAAUUGACACCUCUGUCUAAAACCCUUCAGGAGGAUCCAAGUUGUCAAUUAUGUACAAUUAUGCAAAAGUACAUUUUGCAAGAAUCAGUAGCGAAGCUAGAGGAAAAUCUAAAGCAGCAAGAUCUUCCUCAGUUGAAUGUUUUACGUCAAGGUGUAAUUGUAUUAAGUCGUCAGUGGAAGAACACAUUGUAUAAUCCAAUGUUGUUUGAGCAUCAGUAUAAGAACAAGUUGAUUCAGCCCAUGAAUGUGGCAUUCUCCAUGCAACCACUUGAUGAGGAUUGUGAUGAUGUGGAUGAUAUGGACACUGAAACAUAUCCCAUGGGUGUUAUAAAUGACUCGGAAGAAACAGAACGUACAAUGCUUCUGGGUCAAGGUGUGGUACCUCAUCGCAAUGUUAUUAAGUUACCCGAUGAUAUGGGUGCUGCUACAUCUGUGCCUAAUUCAAAAUUGUCAGAUUCAGUAAAUACUUCACCGAGUCUAAAGUCAGGAAAGGGCAAUAGAAAGAAAUCAUUAAAAACACAACCAUCGUCCACUAGACAUUCCAGUAUACAGAUGUUUCCAAUAAUUUCGGGAUUUGUUGAAAAACAAGAGCCCCAAAUAGAAUAUGGAACACUUUGUGAUGGAUCACUACCUUCAAUUUGCAGUUCAUCUGAUUCCCUAGAGAAGGCUUGGAGUCCACCGCCAAAUCACAAAGAAGACUUGUACUCGUGGAUGGCUAAACAACAACAUGAAAGUGAUAAAAAUAUUCCUAAAGAUAAAUUUCACGAUCGACCAUCGACACCUGUUCGACCAAUUGUUGUGCAAUCGGCAAAUGGAUAUGUUCAGGAUUCCGUUCGUCUUCUUGAUGCUCAUCUAAUCUUUGAGCCUUUGUUGUCGUGCCUAGGAGUCAUGCCACAGCAAAUGGUGAAUAACAUUUCCAACCCAGAUGUAUCUUUAGACAGUCUUGGAACGAAUUUGUCUUUGGUGGGAUCAUUUGAUACACUGAGGAUUGAUAUCGUUGUCUCUGAAGCUAGUGACAAGAAGCCAAAAGCAAAAAUUGGGAAAAAAUCUAAUGGGAAAUUCGUUCUUACAAUGCCACCGGAAACUCCAGCAUUUCUGUGUGAACGUGUUGGAUUAGAAAUUGAAGUUUUGAAAAUGACUGAUGGUUUCCCAGAUGACACCAAUCCAAAUAUACUCUAUAUGUCACGCGGUCAACUAAAGAAGCACACAAGUACAGUGAUAAAUUUCAGUCUCAAUAUUCGAUAUAUUUCGCAGCAAGUCAAUAUGCCCCUUUUAAGACUACUACAUCAGAUUACCAAUAUGUACCAGAAUGUCAAGGAAGCUCAAAAUGAAUUGCGAGAGCAACCUGAAACUGGAAAACGAAGUGUUCCUAUUAAGGAUGAAUCAAGUUUAGCAUCAGAGAUUAAUGAUCCCACACUUUUGGGAUCCAUUCAUGAACCCAUAUCUCAAAUAGAUAGCAACAUGAUGGAUGAACACUAUGACAAAUUCAAUGAAUCUUAUCUAAUUAGACAUUCUAUAAGCAGGACUCGCUUGCCAUCUUUGGGUCCUCUUAUACCUUUAACACCAUCUCCUAGUGCCCGUAAUCGUCCUCAAAGUUUUGCACAAAAGUUGCGAUCGACGAGUAAGAGUGUGAAAGGAAAAUUGGGCUACAUCAAUUUAGCAGAAACUGUGUCUACACCAAUAAAAAUCAGUCCAACAACAGUUUCGGCGUUUGAGCAGGCAUAUCCUGUAUUGCAAAGAAAUCCAGUAGAAUCUAAAUACUCCAUUGCUGGUGGUGCAUCGAGCUCAUAUGGUGGUCCUUUAGUGAAUGAAGCUUUUGUAGACUAUUCAGCACCAUUUGGACGAUCAUCAUUUGAGGGUGGAGUAGUUGCUACAAAUAGUCUUACAACAAUAACACCCAAAUGCUGGAAAACAAUUUAUCAUCUUUUGGAUUUGUAUGCUACGAUGCCAGAAACGAAAACUGUUUGUCACAGAGUAUCUGUUUCACCAGAUGCAAUUGAUCAUUUAAAAUCCAUUCGUCGAAAUAAUAUAUCAGCUGAUCGGAAAAACAGUCAAAGAGGUGAAGCAGAGGAUGGAGAUGGCAGUGGAACACCAGUUCCUACUGUAUCAACUAUGGCGAAUGAAAGAACAAGAUUAGUGGUGUUUGGUGUUGCCAGGAUACAUCGUACUAGACUAUUAGCAACUCUGAGUGGUUUGAAACUUGAAGCUGAAAUUACAGCACUCCAGAGCAGUGCUACAUGGAGAAAGAAGUCACGUCCAGCAGUUCUAGAGUGCUCUCUUACAGGGCAUAUUGGACGUGCUAUGAUUGUUUUAUUGGAGGGCGUUGCACCAAGUCAGCAAACAGUUGUGAAAGUGACUGUUGGAAAGAGUCAAACUCUCUACUCAAGUAUUUCCAGGCGAAGUAAGGAUAAAAAUAGCGGAUUAUUAUCGAUUGGACCUGUUAAUAUAGACAUUCCGCAGCAUCCUGUUGCUUUACAUGGAAUGAUGACACGAAGUUCCAAACAACUAUCAUCCACAUUGCAAGAAUUGAGGGUCACGAGAUCUUCAGCACGGCUUUCUCGACAGAAUGAUGAACCAAACUCUCCCUUACAAGCAAAAGAUGCAAAAGAAAAACAAUCCAGGAAGCCUAUGACAAGUUCUAAGGCUGCCAAUACUCGAAGUGCUCUCAUUCAGCCACUUGUGAUGCAAUUUAAUGUUAUUUUACAGAGUUUAUCCGUGACGGCAGCUCUGUUGCCAUCGUUACAGGCUCAGUAUAAGAUGGAUCAUGUGUCAUCAACAGGUGUGACAGGAAGUAAGGCUAAAUUUACCAUUGAUCUCCCUAGCCAUUCACUUAGUUUCACAACGAAAAUACAUACGAGUGAAGCCAACUUGCCAUCGGAGGCAUCUAUUGCACUGCCUCCUAUUCAUGUGAGUGCGGAGUAUGUGCCAGAAAAUGCUCCGCAGGAUGUGCCGAUUGAUGGUGUUGUCCUCAGGCAGGGUGGAUAUGUAUCAGCAUCGGCAGAAAUUGGUGUCUUUGAGCGAUGUUUAACCACCAAUCUGCUAAAUCAUUUGGUAUUCGUGCAAAAGGUAUUUAUGAAGGAGGUCAAUGAGGUAGUUCAGAAAGUUUAUGGAGGUGAGAAACCCGUUCCUCUAUGGCUAGAAGAUAGUGAAGACAAUGGAUCAUCUCUAAAACGUAUUCUAUUUUCACUUAAUAUUCGUGUAAAGCAAAUACAAUUAACAGCCACCACACCAUGUAACUCUGCAGUUCGCUUUGAGACGGGACAGUUGGAUUUGCAUCUUUCAAAUCGUGUAAAAAAUCUUGCAGAAGGAUCGAGCACAAAAUUAUUUGGGAAAGCCCAGAUAGAUCUCAAUUUGUCCUUAGGACAAAUAAUUAAGAAUGUAAUUUUCGAUGAGGCUGAACCGGAAUUUCAGCAAUAUGCAUUCUUUAAUACUACAAUAGGUUUCAGAAAUGCAUUUCAAGAUGAGAUGUUAAAUGAUGACAAAGAAUUAGUGUUGAUUACACUUAAACGUCCUUUAAUCUACAUUCAACCAGUAGCUGUUGAUAAGGCUAUAUUGGUAUGGUUAAACUAUAAAAAUGCCUAUGAAUAUUGGGCUGAAAAACGAGCUAAUCUCAAUAAGGAGGUUCUUACGGCAACUCAACAAGUUUUUGAGAAGGUACCAUUUGGGCAAUUGAGUCAGCAUCUCAGUACACCAAAUUUGUCUACACUGUUCCUCCAACUUACGGUAGAAGACAUGGGCAUUUGUUUACCGCUCAACCCCUUACCACCAACUAAUUGGGGCCAAAGAUCUAUUCAGGAUUUUGAGUCUCAUGGAGCUGUAGUAAUUACCCUAGAAAAUACCAUUAUAUCAGCAUGUAAUUCUGGAUCUUUAGUGUCUAAGGGACGCUUUAUUGGGCUCUGUUUGCGCUUUGCUGAUGAUUUCGAAACAUCCCUGGAUGAUUGGAAGCCAAAUAUGAAUGAUGCUAGUAUCAUGAAUCUAUGUGUGGUGUCCGAAGGAACAUAUGAAGUGUGUUCAAGGACAAUAGCAGCCAAGCAAUAUUUGGAGAAUGCCAAAUGGAUACUCAAUGUGACAUGGCAAAUGGAAGGUGUUGAUAUUCACUUGGACGUUAAUAUUGGGAAGCAACUUUCGGCCCUUGGACACACAUUGACCAUGCUGACUGGAUCAGAAGAAGAUGAACCAAUAACUGUUGAGAGCGCUGAUAGUGAUGAGGCUGAUCAAACAGAAGAUAAAUUUGAAGAAGAUUCCUCACAGUCAAAAAGAAGCCUUAUGGAGUCUCUACCAGCCUUUGUCUUUGAUCCUACAAUUGAUACCAAAAAGCGAUCCAUGAUGAUGGAAAAAGAGAUGAAUGAACAGUUCAAGAUUAUCAGUGAUCUUAGAACUUUGGGUGCUUCAUAUAAGACUAUAGCUCACGAAGAGAAACGUCUGCAGGAGCUUCAGGCACUAUGCUACAAGUAUUUCAGACGUGAUAUGAUACAGAAAUGGAAACGUCCUUCGAUGCGUCGGUCCAUGCUAAAGGCGGCCAAUCGAUCAAGAUCCUUUGUCAUCCAGUCACCCACAAAUGAUAAUCUAUUAGAAUGCGGUGAAACUGGAGUGGUGGAAAAUGUGAGUGGUAUAGAGGUUGACAGCGGUAGUCUUCACAGUUCACCACAUUCUGGGCCAUCGAGGAGUGCUUCGCUAAAAAUGCGUAUUCCAACAGGGCCGCGGGUAACUUUUACCGAUACAAUGCGUCAAUCUUCACUACCCAGUGCUGAUUCCGAGAUGAAUUUUCAUGAGGGUGGGGAUAUUGAAUGGCCAUCUUAUGAUAGUUCAAUGCAAGAAAUUCAUCACAUGCUGGAAAUUGAUGGAGAACAAGUGGAAUUGAGGAAAAAGAGUCCGAGUUAUCCAAUUAAGCAACAAGAGCCGAAUGUUGACUUUGAAUUAGAUAUUAAGGUGUUGGUGAAUUCAGGAAAGUGUGUGCUCUAUACCAAAGAGCCUGAUGAUCGAAUAACUAGUACAAUUCUCAAUUCUUCACGACAUCACAAAAGAGAAAGGAGUACAGGAACUGAUUGGGGUAGUCCAGUGCAAUCUAGGCGCAAUAAAGAUAAGACACGGUUGCGUUACAAUGCUAAUCAUACACUUCUCACAGAACUAACAAUUUUUCAUAUUCCUGGACUUGAUGUGAAGCUCCACUACCAAUCAAAGACUAUUCCGGACGACAGCUCCCCAAGACUGUGUACAACAGAUAAUCUUGGUACAAAUCGAAGGUUUGGCUCCAAAAGAGCAUCCCUAUUCGCUUGGAUGACACUGCAGAGUAUUCCAGAGGAAACUAUCAUAUCACCACAUAUUCUAGAAUUUCUUGAGCAAACUCUUGAGCCAAUACCUAAAGCCAGUCUCAUAGCACCAUCGAAUCCUGUAAAUAUUGAUCUACUCCAAAGCAAUUAUGUUGCUUAUGCUUCAUUCCCGGUGGAUGUCAUUGUUUAUUUUCACAUGCAACCAUCAACGUUUAGAUUCUCCUGUCUUCCCGUAUCCAGAGUCGAGUGUAUGCUCCAAUUACCGAGUUUGGAUAUUGUUUUCAGUUCAAAGAGGCAGGAAAGUGGUGCAGAACAUGAGGCUAAAGCUUCAUCUGGAGGCGGAUUAAGUGUAACAGGAUGCUUGGCAGAUUUCAAUGUCUACAUUUUUCAUCCAUAUGGAGGAAAGAAAAGUGGAAUUAAAGAGGCGCAGUUCUCACCUUUAGCUGAUAGUGAACGUAAAGAUUCGUUGAGUAUAAAUGUGGAAUUUGUCAAAUUCCAUCUUACACGUUCCCGUACAGUGAAUUAUGAGUCAUUGACAAACAAAAAAUCUGAUCAAAAAGCGAUAAUUAGAUUUUCAACAAUUGUAGAUAUUGGAAGUGCAUCAUUCAAGUAUGAUAUGAGACGACUUACAGAAAUUCUUGCAUUCCCUAAGGCUUGGUACAGACACAGUAUAGUUAGGCGACUGUUUUUGGGUGAUUUGAGUGUUCACCAAACUAGUACUGGUGAUUUGGAUUUCACACCGUCUGAUGAGGGUAAGGCAUAUACAAAAAGUGUUGGUGGUUCGUCUUCAGAGAGAAGUCCUCUGCUCAAGGAAAAAUUGCGUUUAAAUUUUGAUGGUGAGGCAUCCAAGUCGUCUGGGGUAAAAUUGAAAGAUAUGGAAAAAUCUUCUAGCUUGGAUUCCAACACAUCUCCGUCAGAACCCAAUCAAGUAACAGCAUGGGAAACUCUUGUACUAUUUGCGGUGAAUUUUAAGAAGCUGAAUGUCCAGAUGAAUAUGGGCAAUGUGAUGGGAAAUGUGGUUUGGCUCACGAAAGCCUUUCAAAGUGAUGGUCGACUAAGUAUUGGAAGUACUGGGCAUAAAAAUAUGUACAUAGGCAUUGGCCUAGGUAGUUCCACAUUAGACGCCAAGGGUGGUAUUGUGGGUGGAACAAUUGAACUAAGUAAAAUUGAUACACAUAUGCGAGUUCAGGAAGAGCCAGGAUGUCAACCACAUCACAUUAUGAGUGUCAAACUAUUGGCUCUAGAACUAAGAUUAGAUUAUAUGGGAACGAGUGUUUUGAUGACAAGGAUAAGCUCUCUUAACGCUGCAAUGGAAGAUAAAUGGGAAAAUUCAAAAGAAUGUUCAUCCGAUGGAAGACUUAAGAAACCAUCUGUAAUACUAAUUCAUGGAGAUUUAAGCUGGGAUCAGUUGCAGGUGCUAAUAUCGAAGUCAACAACAGCUGAUCUACUCAAGAUGUUCUACAAACUUGAGGAGUUUUUCUCACAGCAAUUCAAAUCCUCAAAGAGGGUAUUUUCAUCAUUGGAGCCAAGAUUUUCCACUGCAGGCAGGACAAGUAGCCUUAAGAGGCGUCAGAUGCAAUUUAGAAAACGAACAAUCUCUGUGACAGACAGUGGGAUUGGUACACAAAGAGAGCAUAGUGCCCAAGAAGCUAGGCAUCAUCGACACUGGCAGAAGCCACUAAAGCAAGUCCUGGGAUUUUGCUUGUCCUCAAUGAGUGGAGAGGCCGUGCCAAUUUCUGGAACAGUUCUUGGUGGCACAAUGGAAUUGCAUGGAAAUAAUAUCUCAUUAGCUUGUUUCCAUGGAAUUAACUUUAAAUCCAAAUCCUGGGCUUUGUUUAGUCUUCGUGAUCCAUGUAUUAAUUUUGCAACUGAGGCUCAACAGAUUGAGAAUACUGAUGAUGUGCACAUAAAUCAGACAUUAAUAUUUAGUCUUGGAAUGAGUGCUAGGGCUCAGCCACAAAAUCACUCAAUGGCUACUGUCUGUCGGAUGACUCGCAAUAUAAUCUUUCCGCCACAGUUCAAGACACUUCAUGAAUGGUUUCACUAUGCUUUUGCCAACAGUGAGAUAGACUCUGUAGAUCGAUUUCCGGUGCUGGAACGUGAAAAGCCGGAACCCAAUACAAAUUCAAUUGAAAAAGUGCGGUCUGGAGGUGCCGUAGGAGGAUCACAACCUAAGCUACAAGAUCCCAAUCAUAAUCGUGAGGUGAUAUUUGCUCUGCCAAGUCUUAGGUUGCAGUUCAAGACAGAACAUCUUCAAGGAGCUGCAACUCCGGAGUCCAAUCAGGAGGAGAAACCUGUGGUGGAGUGCAGUUUCAUCACAGAAUUUGAAGAUCAUAUCUUUGUGACAGUAGAUGCUGAUGCUUUCUUUUUUCUGCACGAUCUAAUAACGACGUAUCUUAAAGAAAAGGAAAAGGUACUCGCAGCAGCUGGAUAUGCAAGAUCAGCUUCACCAAAUAUUCUUCCUGUCAAUUCAAACCUUACUUCACAAUCUACUACAUCUCCUGAUACUGUAAAAGUUGCUGAUGGUGAUGCAGCAGUUGGAAUGUUCCAAGAAGGUUUGGCAAAUGGUGUCGGUUUAGCUGGUACCUCAACUUCGUCGAAUGCUUCAAAUUCAUCAUCAAAUAUCACAGUGAGUGAGGAAAAGACGUUGAAAAUUGAUAAAAUGGAUAUGGAGGCCUUCUUGAAAGAUUGGCGUGAAUUUGUUUGUCGAACAUGGCAUUUGGAGCCAACUGUACGUCUUUUAUCGUGGGCUGGUAAAUCUAUUGAGCCUUAUGGCAUUGAUUAUAUUUUGAAUAAGUUGGGAUUUAGUCAUGCCCGCACCACUAUCCCAAAAUGGCUUCAGCGUGGUUUUAUGGAUCCUUUGGAUAAGCUGCAGGCCCUGCUUAUGCUGCAACUUCUUUCUAUGGUCAAAGAGAAUCGUGUGCACAAUAGCUAAGCCCUAAAGUGGUGGAUAUUUAUCAAGUCUUACUAUACCUCUCUCUGAUCCAAUGGAUUCAAUCAUACCAAAGAUUUUGCGUUUCAUCAUAGGCGGUUGGCUUCAAAUUAAAUAGAAUUUAGUGAAAUUUAGUGAUCUUAGUGAUGGUAUGCAAUAAAGGGAAACUCAGAAUUAAAA